AUGCUGGAUGAAAAUAAUAAGAUUUAUGUGAUCAGAGUAUGGAUGGCAGAGCAGAAAAUAUCAUAUGAUAAGAAGAAACAAGAAGAAUUGAUGCAACAGUAUCUGAAAGAACAGGAAUCCUAUGAUAACAGGUUGCUUAUGGGAGAUGAGCGUGUGAAGAAUGGUCUUAAUUUCAUGUACGAGGCCCCACCUGGGGCAAAGAAAGAGGAAACUAAAGAGCAAGAAGGAGAGACUGAAUACAAAUUUGAAUGGCAAAAAGUUGCCCCUCGAGAAAAAUAUGCUAAGGAUGAUGUGAACAUCAGAGAUCAGCCAUUUGGUAUCCAGGUGCGAAAUGUGAGAUGUAUUAAAUGCCACAAGUGGGGUCAUGUCAACACAGAUCGAGAAUGUCCCUUGUUUGGCCUUUCUGGAAUUAACGCAAGUUCAGUCCCCAGCGAUGGUUCAGGGCCAUCAAUGCACCCCUCGGAGCUAAUAGCGGAGAUGAGAAACAGUGGGUUUGCACUGAAACAAAAUGUACUGGGGAGAAACUUGACCGCAAAUGAUCCGUCACAGGAGUUUGUUGCAAGUGAAGGAGAUGAUGAUCCAGAAGUUGAAUUUUUAAAAUCACUGUCAACUAAACAAAAACAGAAGCUUUUAAGGAAGUUGGAUCGUCUGGAGAAGAAAAAGAAAAAGAAAGACAAAAAGAAGAAAAAGCAGCAAAAGAAAAAAAGCAAAAGUAAACACAAGAAACAUAAGAUGAAAUCCUCUUCCUCAUCCUCCAGUGAGACUUCAGUGAGCAGCAGUGAUAGCGAGACUGACAGCAGAGAUAAAGCAGCACAAAAGAAGAUGUAUUCUAAGAAAAGAAAAAAAGCCAAGUUUUCAGAGUCUAGCAGCAGCAGCAGCAGCGAUUCAGAAGGAAAGGCAAAGAUGAGGAAGGAAAAACUUUCUGAAGAUCUCUCCAGUAGUCACGGUAACAAGGACAAAGACAGGGAGAAGUACAGACUUUCAAAGCAAGAUGGUUCUGCAGAGAAAAACAAAUUGAGCUCCUAUGAGGUGGAAAGAAAGUCUGAAAGCAGGUACCAUAGCACCGGCAGGAGAGAGACUGAAAGAAAGGAGAGGGCUAGGAGAAGCCAAAGCAUGGAUGAGGGGAGCAGGAGGAGCCCCUGCACAAGUCACAGCAGCUCCAGGCAAAGGCAAAUAAGAAGAAGUCCAAGUCAAAGCCCUGGUGAAGAGCGGCACAGGAGAAAUGAAACCAGAAGCCCCAGCACAGACAUGCACAGAGAGAAGAAAAAAUGUAGAGAGAGCUAUGGGGACAAGUGCACUAAGGUGGAACAUAGGGAAAGGAGCAGACGCAGUAGAAGCAGAAGCAGAGACAGGAAGAAAACCAGAUAGCGUAGAGGACAGGUGCAAGCAAGAAUCUCUCCACUUUUUGGUGAAUACCUUUAACAAGGGCUCAGUUAUGUAUUGCUCUUCAUUUUCCAGCCUCUGUAACUAGCAUUUCCUGCAUAAAGCCAACAGCAUCAUUUCUAUGAUGUUGGAGUAUUUGUAAAUUAGGUAUAAAUGUUAUGGUAUUUUUCUUACUGUAUAAAU
Chaetura pelagica (chimney swift) is the source of this 1566-nucleotide messenger RNA. It is a transcript of the gene CIRSR, whose product is annotated as corepressor interacting with RBPJ, 1. Lineage: Eukaryota; Metazoa; Chordata; Aves; Apodiformes; Apodidae. The transcript has 10 exons. The record is from RefSeq and is a predicted model, not a curated record. The coding region runs from base 1 to 1368 and encodes 455 amino acids. Gene Ontology annotation, cellular component: nucleus. Gene Ontology annotation, biological process: negative regulation of DNA-templated transcription. Gene Ontology annotation, molecular function: transcription corepressor activity.